Capsaspora owczarzaki ATCC 30864 is the source of this 4184-nucleotide messenger RNA. RefSeq lists its product as hypothetical. Lineage: Eukaryota; Filasterea; Ministeriida; Capsasporidae. The coding region runs from base 94 to 4086 and encodes 1330 amino acids. The transcript is spliced from 5 exons. Gene Ontology annotation, biological process: regulation of GTPase activity. The record is from RefSeq and is a predicted model, not a curated record.
CGCCUCUCCGUUUCUGCGUUCCCCCUGCUGGAUCACAAAAAGCGUUUCGCGUCGAACACUUCAACCCACGACCAUAAGCGCGCGCUCUGAGAAAUGGCGUCUGGGGCUGGGGCGGUCCGGCGGGCCAACCAAGCCGGCACGUCGUCCACUGCGUCGUUCCAGGAGGCCCAAGCCAUCCCACACACGGGGCUUGUCGGCCGUCCUCGCAUGGAGAACAGCCCCCGCGAGCGCACUCCGCUGUCCAUGCGCCACUACCGCGCGCUGGUCGAGCUGCUCCUCGACCCAAGCGAGGCCUUGAUUCGCAUCUUAGGGGACACGACCGAGCAGUGCGAUGCAGACUACGUUGCUGGCCUUGUCAUUGUGAUUGCCGAGCACCACCGCGUCGCACCCGCGGUGCUGCAGUCGCUUGCCACAUCGAGCAUCGAGACCGCGCGCGCUCCAGAAGCGCUGUUCGAGGACGCGAGUUUCAUCAGCAGGCUGCUCUCGAGCUACGCCAAGCUUGUCAGCGAGGGCUUUCUCUUACACGCCUUCCAAGCCUCCGUUGCAAGAGUCAUGGCGCAUCCUGGAUCAUUCGACAUCAACCCCAACCGUGUUCGCGUAGCGGCAGAGCUGGAGGCCAACCAUGCCGCGCUGGAAAACGCAGCCGCCUUGUUCGUGCAGUGCUUGGAAGAGUCGGUGGAGGCGUGUCCGUUCUCGCUUCGUGUCGUCUGCCACGCCUUGUAUGUUGCGACGAUGAAGCGGUUUCCGACCAAGCCGCACGCCGGGCUGGCAAUCGUGUCCCGGUACCUCGUCACCCACCUCCUGUGUCCCGCCAUUGUUAUGCCCAACAUGUCUGGACUGAGCGAUACCUACCCUCGCAAGGAAGGCCACUCCGGGCUGGUGCAGAUUGCCAAGAUUCUGCAAACCGCCGCCCGCGGAGCCACCUUUGACGCGAGCGAAAACCUCGCGCGAUGCAACCCGCUGGUCAGAACGCUGACCGUCCGCCUGGAAGCUGUCAUGACCCAGCUGGCCAUGCCAGUCCUCGGCACACCGGAAGAGCAGCGAGCGCGACUCGACUUUUGCAACGUGGCUGUGCCGGACGAUCGGGUUUUGGCGUGCGUGGGCAGCCUGCACCUCUACCUGCAUCGCCAGAACAUGCGCAUCACCGAGUUCUUGGCCUCGUGCGACUCACAUCGCGCACAAGUCAAGGCCCAGAUUGCCGCACUCAACGAGCUCAAGAUUAUUCUCACCGAUCUCGAUGUUGAAAUGUCGCGCAUUGCACCCACCUCCAGCCACGGCUCGCCGCUGGCUCCAAGCAGCAGUGGUGGGAUCGCCAACAGCUCGGCAUCCUCACGGUUUUCGAGCAUGGAAAUCUCUGACGUCUUGACUGGCGCACUGAAACGCGACAGCUCGACGCUUGGCUCGGCAGCGCCGUCCAGCACUACCUUCUCGGCAGCAUUGCACGCACCGCCAGAAACCAGCUUCACCACUCAAAAAGAAGUGUUCCUCAACGAGUAUCUUUGCGGCGAGGACGUACGACCCCCGCUUGUGGCAGUGACCGAGUUUCUCGAACGACUCAAAACCAUCUUUACAGACCACCCGCUGCUCGUCAGUGCGAGCGAGGGGCUGCAUGCCUUCCGCACACAGCGUGCUCCCGUAUCGUCGUCUAUUAUGGAUUUGUCCCAUGUCCAGCAACGCAUCGCCAUGGCGUCGCAGGCGUUCGAGCAGCUCCAACCGGUCUCGCAAAGGAAUUCCCUCCAGCCACCCGUUUCGGUCGACUACCACGGGUCGAUGCAUGAUUUGAACGUCAUCGACGGCGGCUCGAGGAAUCUAGCGGGCUCAAUGUCGUCUCUAGCAGGCGAGGCGGCGCUAGCCCGUGCAAUGGAAAUGAGCUCGGUUGACUUGUCAAACGGUUUCAAGGGACUGAAUGACGACGCCAACACGGCAAAUAACGCGGCCGCAGAGCAUAGCCUGUCCGUCCCGCUGAUUGGCUCACCUAAUCGCCUUUUGCGUCGAGGAUCCUCGUCAUCAUCAACAUCUUCUUCUUCUUCUUCCCACCCGUCGCCCUCGGUUGUUGGCGAAGUGACGUCCAAGCUUGGCGCCAUCAACCUGCAGGCCGUUGCCGAGAGCAUUGACUUUCAAGAGCUGCUUCUCAACUUGGCGGAACUCAAGGCCAUCAACCUUGGCCUGCUGGUCACGCCGCAGGAACAGCUGUGCUUCUGGCUUAACCUUCACCAUCUCCUUGUCUUGCAUGCCCAUGUUGUCAACGGCUUGCCCAGCAACACCAACCAGCGCAAGCGUAUGACGCGAGUAUACAAGUACAUUGUUGCUGGAAUGCCGUUCUCGUUGGAAGACAUUUUCGACGGCAUCCUCCGUGGCAAUCCCAAGGGAACAAUCAAGAAGGACGACCCGCGGUUUACGCACGUCUUGACCAAGUAUGACCCUCGCGUCCACUUUGCCAUCUCGUACCUGACCGUCUCCACGUCUCCCAUGCUCAUCUUCCACCCCGAGUCCCUUGCGUUGGAGCUGAGCGUGAUUAGCAAAGUGUUUGUGCAGCAAUCGUUCAGUCUCUCCGUUCCGCGCAAACGGGUGAUGGUUUCGUCCGUGUUUGACACGUAUCUCAAGGACUUUGGCAAUCAUGCCAACGAUGCUGUGCGCUGGGUUGUGUCCAACAUUCCCCGAGCUGACGCGACGCAACUCUCGUCCAUUCUGAUUGGCGGCAAGUACGAUCUGGUCUACACGCACUUGUCCUGGGAGCCUCGUACGCGCGUUCUAUUCGUUGACGUCCCUUCACUUCAACAAAUCGAUUUGCAUCAAGUAUACAUAUCAACCUCCCUUGGAACGGAAGCAAUCAAGCGACACUUGGCCAGGUUCAAUCCUCCAGCCGCGUCAACGGAACCCAAGCCCAGCAACGCUUCCAUGGCGUCGCUCGCCAGCUCGGCUCCAGUCAUGCGUCAGGCCAACUUGAAUGACGACAUUGGUGUGCUCAACCAAGACAUUACAUGGACGAAAGAAGGGCGCAAGGCGACAGUCGUCGUCGAAAGCUUGCUUCGCCAGCUGAUUGAACUGUGCAACUUUUUUGCGUUCGAAUGGGCGUGCAUUGCGGGCAGCCCGGAGUUCAAGGCGUUUCUGUACGAUUGCGCCGAGCUUCAAAAGGUCUGGCUCAGAUCUCUAUCACGUCCGGAACUGACCGCAUUUUGGCUCAACGUGCACAAUUUGCUGGCUCUGCACCUCUGCGUGAUGCAUAGGCCAUUCGUGCACAUGUCGGCGUUGAAUGUGAAGCAGGUGUCGACCAGCUACAAGUACUGCAUCAGCGGCCUGGACUUUUCGCUGCGUGACAUUUCGCGCACCGUGCUCACGCGGAGCUUCAAGUUGACCGAUCCUCGGCUGGAGCUCACGUUGGCUGCGGAUGAGCGCGUGCAUUUCGGGCUCACCAUGUAUGCGCGUGGAAUGCCUCGGCUGCGCAUUUACGACGCGGCCACCCUCUCAGAAAUGCUCGAUGUUGCCGCUCGUGACGUUGUCAACAUGCUCGUUGUCGUCGACGAGGCCAAAUUGCGACUCACUGCCCCCGAAUGGCUCAAGCGGGCCUACAAGGAUUACUUCAAAUCGCGGCAGUCUGGCGAAAGCGAAUUUGCGAAUUGGCUGUGCUCUUUUCUCCCAGAGAGCGUCGCAAACCGCCUUCAGGAGCAGCGCGUUGCUCAAAAGCGCAAGGCCAUCAAAGUCACCUUUGUGGAGUUUGACUGGUCGCCAGAGCCGUGUCAGUUGCAAGACCAAGAGAUUAGCUCCUCUGGCCAGCCGCUUGCGUCCCUCCUGCAGUCCCGAUCCCUCGUUUCCGUGCCAAAGAGCGUCAUCCCGGGAUCACCGCGAGAGUCCGGCGAUCUGGCCGCAGCCAUCACCGCGCUCAAUGUCGUGCCUGGUCGCUCGCCUGAAACGUCCCCCAAUCUCAAGCGUCGCGGCAUUCCUGGCUUGCCGCCCUCACAACCGACAAGCUACAGCAACGCUCCGGCAGCCUUGAGCUCCCAGUCUGCCAUUUACAACACCCCUCCGCCCACCGUUCUCAUUCAAGCUCCGCCCAGCCCGUCUUCGAUUCCUGGAACGAGCGUCUAAGGCUUUUUUGUUUGGUUUUUAAGUUGCCUUUUCUGUUCAUUCAUUGUUAUGAGCGUUUCUUUUUUUCUCUUUUUUUUUUCUCUAUUUUUUGUUUUUCU